Messenger RNA from Glarea lozoyensis ATCC 20868, 738 nucleotides. Its product is annotated as Nucleotide-diphospho-sugar transferase. Gene Ontology annotation, molecular function: dolichyl-phosphate beta-D-mannosyltransferase activity. The transcript is spliced from 2 exons. Bases 1 to 738 code for a protein of 245 amino acids. Gene Ontology annotation, cellular component: endoplasmic reticulum membrane. NCBI's taxonomy places the organism in Eukaryota, Fungi, Ascomycota, Leotiomycetes, Helotiales, Helotiaceae. The record is from RefSeq and is a predicted model, not a curated record. Gene Ontology annotation, biological process: GPI anchor biosynthetic process; protein O-linked glycosylation via mannose.
AUGGCGCCAAUUACCAAGGACAAAUACUCUGUCAUUCUCCCAACAUAUAAUGAGCGCCGCAACCUUCCAAUUAUCACUUGGUUGCUCAACCGCACCUUCACCGAACAGAAGCUCGAUUGGGAACUCAUAAUCGUUGACGAUGGCUCACCCGAUGGCACUCAAGUUGUCGCCAACCAACUGGCAAAAGCAUACUCUCCUCACGUCCUCUUAAAAGCGCGCGCUGGAAAACUUGGGUUGGGAACGGCGUAUGUUCAUGGCUUGCAAUUUGUUACGGGAAACUAUGUCAUCAUCAUGGAUGCCGACUUUUCACAUCACCCCAAAUUCAUUUCACAAAUGAUUGCGAAGCAGCAGACUCUUCCCACCAAUGGCGGAUACGAUAUUGUUACUGGGACACGAUAUGCGGGUGACGGAGGCGUUUAUGGAUGGGAUCUUAAGCGCAAAUUUGUCUCACGAGGAGCCAACCUUUUUGCGGAUACGGUUUUGAGGCCUGGAGUUAGCGACUUGACUGGCAGCUUCAGACUCUACAAGAAGUCUGUGCUACAGAAAGUUAUCGAGAGCACCGAGAGCAAAGGCUACACAUUCCAGAUGGAGAUGAUGGUUCGCGCGAAGGCGAUGGGCUGCACUGUUGCAGAGGUACCAAUCAGUUUUGUUGACCGGGUUUAUGGAGAAUCUAAGCUUGGAGGCGACGAAAUCGUAGAAUACGCAAAGGGUGUGUUGAACUUAUGGAUGAAAGUUUAA